Dovyalis caffra is the source of this 1317-nucleotide messenger RNA. NCBI's taxonomy places the organism in Eukaryota, Viridiplantae, Streptophyta, Magnoliopsida, Malpighiales, Salicaceae. The record is from the annotation of a GenBank genome assembly.
AUGGCGGAUCCAGCACUCCACCAGGAGACCAAACCCAUUAAUCAAAUCGCCAUAGACUAUACUCCAGAGGCCUGCACUCACUGCCCGGAGUCCAACUCGAUCACUCUCACCUAUGACCGCCGCGGUGGCUCGCGGUGGCGCAGUACCACCCGCUUUCUUUAUGGCACUUUUAGUUCCCUCAUCCAAUGCCCCAAAGGUAACACAAGCGGCCUCAACUUCAACAUUUAUCUUUCUUCUCUUGAAGGUGACAAAUCCCAAGAUGAGAUCGACUUUGAGUUUAUUGGAAAAGACAAGACCAUCGUACAAACUAACUACUACACUACAGGGACUGGGAACAGAGAAGAAAUCCAUGAACUGGGGUUUGAUUGUUCUGAUGGGUUUCAUGAGUAUGUAAUAAAGUGGUGUCCAUAUUUCAUAGAGUGGUUGAUUGAUGGAAAGGUAGUGAGGAAAGUGGACAAAAGGGAAGGGGAGGGAUUCCCUGAGAAACCCAUGUUUUUGUAUGCGUCAAUUUGGGAUGCAAGUUACAUUGAAGAUGCUAGGUGGACUGGGCCUUAUGUGGGGUGUGAUGCACCUUAUGUUUGCCUCUAUAAGGACAUCCGUGUGCCUAUUGGAACUGCAAAGAUCAAUGGCAUUAUCAAAACCCUCAAGGAAGAGGUUUCUUGGAAGAAGACGGAAAUCAUUCCCGCGAAGGGGCGGUGGGGGUGGGAGAUGUUUGAUGCAGCUAUGAAUUUAAUCACAACAGUUAUUGGUUUUGGCAUGAGUGUUACUUUUAUUCUGUUUGUUUGUACAAGAAUUAUAUGUGGGAGGCUAAGAGGAGCUGAGUCCAGGCAAAUGUUUGAAAUUGAGUCCAGAAUUGAUCUUGAACAGCCAGAGCAUCGUAUUAGUGGCCUUGAACCAGUUCUGGUUGCUGCAAUCCCCACUUUACCGUUCACCCGUGAGGCAUUCAAUUCUGCAGAGGAUGCACAGUGCUCGAUAUGUUUAGGGGAAUACCAAGAAAAGGAAGUAUUGAGGAUCAUGCCCAAAUGCGGUCACAACUUUCAUCUCUCUUGCAUCGAUGUAUGGCUAAGAAAACAGUCUACAUGCCCGGUGUGUCGGUUCCCAAUACAGGACUCUUUUGAAGCAAAACACACGAGACAGACAGCAAUUAGUAUGGCUCAAUCAAUUGGUAGUCGUGAUACUCCGAGUGAAUAUUCUCGGCAAUGGCCACUACCCAGCUAUCAGCGUCAAGAGGGGAACCACAGUAAUGAAAGGCAUCUUGAAACUGUCCAUGGAAACCCGGAAAUUACUCCUGGGGAACCGCAAACGAGCCAUUCAUGA